AUGAGUGAGAAACCAGCAGAUCAUGUGAAUACAAAUGGCUUUGAAAGUAAAACUCCAUUCCUUAUUGGAGUUGCUGGCGGUACAGCCAGUGGCAAGUCAACAGUAUGCCAAAGAAUUAUGGAGAAGCUGGGUCAACAGCACAAAGAACAGACUGAAAGGCGUGUGGUCUGCAUCAGUCAAGAUUCUUUCUAUCGCACCUUAAAGCCUUCAGAAAGAUUACGAGCUGAACGUGGACAGUUCAAUUUUGAUCAUCCUGAUGCAUUUGAUGAUAAAAAACUGCUAGCAAUUCUCAAGGAUAUUCUUGCUGGAAAGAAAGUGGAAGUUCCUGAAUAUGACUACAUUACAAAUUCUAUUAGCAAUCGUUCACAUACCAUCUACCCGGCUGACGUGGUUCUUAUUGAAGGUAUCCUGGUGUUUUACUUCCCAGAAGUGAGGGAACUGUUCCACAUGAAGUUAUUUGUUGACACUGACUCAGAUACCAGACUUGCAAGACGAGUACCGCGUGAUAUAAUGGAGCGUGGGCGGGAUUUGGAGCAGGUGCUCAAUCAGUAUAUGAACUUUGUCAAACCAGCCUUCGAGGAGUUUUGUCUACCAACGAAAAAGUUCGCCGACGUCAUCAUACCACGCGGAGCAGAUAAUUAUGUUGCUAUUGACUUGAUAGUCCAACACAUAUCGGAGUAUCUUAAGAAGAGUCCCAGCGACAAAGCACAGCUGGAUUACCUUACGCCCUCAGUGCCGAAUAGCCCACAGCGGAGUGGUAAGAGUAAGAGUGGCCGCCCACAU
This is a messenger RNA of Brenthis ino (lesser marbled fritillary), 783 nucleotides long. The record is from the annotation of a GenBank genome assembly. NCBI's taxonomy places the organism in Eukaryota, Metazoa, Arthropoda, Insecta, Lepidoptera, Nymphalidae.